Psilocybe cubensis is the source of this 1329-nucleotide messenger RNA. RefSeq lists its product as uncharacterized. Gene Ontology annotation, molecular function: oxidoreductase activity. Bases 1 to 1329 code for a protein of 442 amino acids. Gene Ontology annotation, biological process: lipid metabolic process. The transcript is spliced from 8 exons. Lineage: Eukaryota; Fungi; Basidiomycota; Agaricomycetes; Agaricales; Agrocybaceae. The record is from RefSeq and is a predicted model, not a curated record.
AUGGCUCGUAAGGACGACGACGAAAAGGUCACCGUCGUUGACCAGGGCGUAUACCCAGUCCCUGAUAUCCCAAUCAAGGACUUGUUGGACGCUAUUCCCGCUCACUGCUUCAAGAGGUCCGCCUUCAGGUCUGGUCUCUACAUUGCAUGGGACUUGUUCGUCAUUGUGUGUUUGUACAAGGCCACCGUGUACGCCAACACCUUCGUUGACCCUGCUGUCAUCUCCCUGCCCCACCCAUACCUCUACACCGCCCUCAGUGUCUCUCUGUGGGCACUUUAUGGUUUCUGGGCUGGCCUCUUCGCCACCGGUCUCUGGGUCAUUGGCCACGAGUGCGGUCACCAGGCAUUCUCUGAAUCAAAGACCGUCAACAACACUGUCGGAUGGUUCCUUCACUCUGCCCUCGGUGUUCCCUACCACUCGUGGCGCGUGUCCCACGCUAAGCAUCACGCUUCGACCGGACAUAUGACUCAGGAUCAGGUCUUCGUCCCUACCACUCGUUCUGGCCUUGGUUUACCUCCUCUCGACCCUGCCAGGGAAGACCUCCUCGGUUCUCGUGUCACAGAAGAGGUUAAGAAAGAGAUGUGGGAGGCUCUUGGUGAUUCCCCCAUCGGUGCUAUCUUGACCCCUGCUUCCUACUUGCUCGGUGGAUGGUGGACAUACAUUCUCAUGAACGCCUCAGGCCAGCCCAAAUACCCCAAGGGAACCAGCCACUUUAACCCCAACUCGCCUAUGUUCAUGCCCCACCACUAUAACCAAGUUAUCAUGUCCACCAUUGGCAUUCUCAUCUGGCUUGGUUGCAUUGCUGCUAGCAUCUACUACAAGGGCUUCCUCGAGGUUUUCCGCACUUACCUCGUCCCCUAUCUCUGGGUUAACCACUGGCUUGUGCUGAUCACGUUCUUGCAACACACCGAUCCUCUCCUUCCCCACUACCGCGCUCCUGAGUUCACAUUCGCCCGUGGUGCCCUUGCCACUCUCGACCGUAACCUCCUUGGUGACCUUGGAAGCGUCAUGGCUUGGAUUGGCUCCCAUGCUACCAACGGUAUAUCUGAGACUCACGUUCUCCACCACGUCUGCAGCAAGAUUCCCCAUUACAACGCUUGGGAGGCAUCCACUGCCUUAAAGAAGAGACUUGCUUCUGCCGGAAUCCCCACAGACGGUGCCCCUGGUGGCUGGGCUGAAGUCCACCGCGUCUUCAAGGAGUGCAAGUUCGUCGAAGAUGAGGGUGAUGUCGUCUUCUUCAAAAAUGCAUACGGCUUGGCCCAGAUGAAGCCUGCCAUGCCCGAAAGCACUGCCAGCGAUUCUGGUGUCGAGGUCGACAAGGAGAACUAG